UUAACAUUGUUAUCACGUUGGUUUGAUAAAGGCCAGUGGCCGAAAGCUCACCGUUUUUUAAAAUAUAUUAUUCGGCUUUUUACAUUUUUGAUGUCGAGGAAAAGGUCAACUUUUUUAUUUAUCUAAUUAUAUUCAAUAUGUUCCUCGCUCGAGCACUUAGUAAUAUUACCAAUUUAAAAGUUCACCUUUAAAUGUAAAAUCAUAUUCCUUCGACCUGCUACGACGACAAGGAGCAUGAUUUUGAGCGAAAUAAAUCCCAGAAGUUGCAAAUAUCAUCCAAUUGAAGGAACGUUUCCGGCAAAAACGUCUACUUUGAUGUGUGUUUUUUUUUCGGCCAUUUAAAGGCGCCCACGGACCCUAACCGUGUUCUAAAAUCAAAUGUUGUUACUUGUUAGCAAAUAAGCUUUCAAAGAUUUACCGAAUGAGUUUUCUCGAGGCGCCAUAGCACUAUUAAAUAAUGCGAGUACCUAAUUCGUAAAAAAACGAAACCGGGAAAAUAUCAUUUUGGAUGAUCAAUGGUAACCUGAACAUUGACAGUGUCCUAAAAUGAACAAGAGCUCUAAACAUGGGGAACGAACACGGAAAAGAGAUCGACCACGACGACCACGAUGGCGAAUACGCCCACUUCAGCCGCAUCACGCGGCGCGAGGUGCGCUUCCACGUGCGCGCCUCGUGCACGGCCUCCGUGGCGCUCACCUCGGCCGACCACGUGACCGACGAUCUGUACGAGGUGCACUUUGGCUCGGACGGCAACACGCGCUGUAUAAUCAGCCGAAACGGUGACGAGGUGGCGUCGUGCGACACGCCCGACAUUCUGGACGGCGACGAGCCGCGCGGCUUCUGGAUCCGCUGGAAGCCGCGCCACGGCCGCCUGCUGGUGGGCCGCGACGGCGAGCGGCUGCCGUUCAUGAUGCACAUGGAGGAGCCGCUGCUGCCCAUCUCGCACUACGCCAUCCGAGUGGAGGCCGGCGGCAGCGGCAGCUGGCGCUUCCCGGACGAGGACGAGUUCAGCACGUCCUCCUCCUCCUCCUCGAGCGAUGAUGAGGACGAGGAGAUGCGUGCCGAGACCAAGGCUAACUCAGAGCCACGGUUCCGUAACCCGGCGCGCUGGAAGUGGGCCCGUGACGGCCAUGUUCCCGGCCACGGUGUCGUCUCCGGCGAGGGAAACGAGGGCAUCGAGUACGUGGGCCGCGCCUACCACGAGGGCGCCCUCUGCAUCGGGCGUAUUGUGCACGACCACAAGACCUGCUACAUUCCCUACUAUGGCGAGGAGGUGGCCGUUGACACCUACCAGGCUCUGGUGAAGACUAACGAGCGUCUGGAGUGGGUGGAUGCCAGCAACGGAGAGGUGCCGCGAGGCGCUCUCCAGGGCGGCCACAAUAGCGAUGGCCACCCCCUGUUCGUGGCACGCGCCGAGCACGACGGCAACUGGUGCUGCGGCCACCUGAACCCCGGCCUGGACUCUGUCUACAUUCCGUACGGCGGCGAGGAGCAUCAGCACCAUCAGUACCAGGUGCUCUGCGCCACCACCAUCAACCUGCGCUGAACACCGCGCUCUGAGCUCGUCACGUGAGCCGGCGCGGCCGACGUGAUGUCACGGCCCAGACAGCGGUGACGUCACGGCCACGAAGGAGUGCUACUGUCGGACAGGUUCCGUGCCGACCUCUCACUGUAUUUACGUCAAGCCGAACGGGGCGAAUACAUGACCGGACAUAACAUGAUGGCGGUGAAUCAGUGACGGUUCUAAUAAAGGUGACGUAAUAAAACUGUUAAUCGACAAAGGAGAAAUACAAAUAUACAUGAAAUAACGGGUGCAUGCAAUAACAUGUA
This is a messenger RNA of Amphibalanus amphitrite, 1830 nucleotides long. RefSeq lists its product as uncharacterized. Lineage: Eukaryota; Metazoa; Arthropoda; Thecostraca; Balanomorpha; Balanidae. The transcript is spliced from 6 exons. The record is from RefSeq and is a predicted model, not a curated record. The coding region runs from base 566 to 1546 and encodes 326 amino acids.